Messenger RNA from Saccostrea cuccullata (small rock oyster), 1373 nucleotides. RefSeq names its product oncoprotein-induced transcript 3 protein-like. NCBI's taxonomy places the organism in Eukaryota, Metazoa, Mollusca, Bivalvia, Ostreida, Ostreidae. Bases 349 to 1122 code for a protein of 257 amino acids. The record is from RefSeq and is a predicted model, not a curated record. The transcript is spliced from 8 exons.
UGUGUGCUGGAUUUUAAAUUCAAUGAAACUGUAUUUCACUUCCUUAUUCCCUAAUGAUUGAUAUUACCAUGGACACCAUUGUUGUUUGUGUAUUCAUUCCAAAAGCAUAAACCGCUGUUACAAUCAUCGAUUCUUCGUGGCAUAAAUUGAACGUCCUUGAUUCACAACUUGGUUUUAAAUGCCUCGGCUUGAAACCCUAUAUAUUUAUAGUUAUCCAGUCCGCGCACGUCCGAUACGUUCGAUAUGAGUGUUGUUUAUUUAUAUCCGAUACACAUGGAAUCUGAUCCUGGGGAAUAAAAACAGGAAGAAUAGACUCCUAUUUAUCUACGAUGUGAGGAAUAAAACAAAAUGAAGCAGAUGAAGUUUUCCAUCCUGUCAAUAUUUUCCGUCUUCAUUUUAAAUUCAGAGAUUAAUGUAGAAUCAACCUAUUACUGCGGUGGUGUGACUGAUCCUUGUACGGCAGCCGGUGAGCUUUUUGAGCCGUAUGCACGAACCCGUAACUGCCCUUAUGACGGGACAAAACCCCAUGUCCCAUGUGAUCGAUACAAGACCCCUGGAUGGUACAGGUCAGACGAACCUAUACUAGAUGAAUGUCCCGCCCUCGGCAGCUGUGGGACUGUUUAUCCUGUCUGGUUUAAUGGAACCUUACCAGAAGUAGCGGAUGGGGUGGUUUCCAGGAAACUCUGUAAGACCGGAUUCUCUAGUUGCUGUGUUAAAGAGUACAACGUUCAGAUAAAGAACUGCACCACCCACCACGUGUACUGUUUGCCUGCACUGGACGCCUGCCCUGAAAGAUUCUGUUUCGGAAAACAUGGACCAUGUGAAUAUCCUACAACGACAGCGGUCCAGACAACACAGACAACAACAGAACAGGGCAAAAGAUAUAAGGAUUUGGAGAGAAGAUACACGAUGGUAAUAGUUAUAGUGGUUAUUCUCGUCUGUUGUCUUAUCGGACUCGGCAGCACCAUCACAUUUAUAUUCGUUCGGAAAAAAAUGAGAGACAGGGAAAUUAGUCAAAGCAGAGUGGAACUUGUGCCGGAGGAGUAUAGACACGAUACAGUGCAGGGUGUAACAGGGGAAAGCAAUGGCGUGCCCCCUCAUCUGCAUUUCCAAGUUCGAUAGAAAUACCAAACAACUCAUGAUUUCCAAUUUUGACAUAUUUUUCUUAUCUAAGGAGAUUGAAGAAUCGCAGGGACCAUGUUUUUGUAUAUAUACUGAAAUAUUCAUACAUAUGUUUUGUUAUAUGUACAUUUAUAAAAAAAAAAUGAACUGUUGAUUGAUGCAAUUUAUAGUCAGCUGAUUUUAUUUACAGUAUUAGAAGGAAACAUUUUCACGUUUUGUAGACAUAUCUUUAUUUAAUUUUAUAAUAAUGU